This is a messenger RNA of Ixodes scapularis (black-legged tick), 737 nucleotides long. RefSeq lists its product as uncharacterized. Lineage: Eukaryota; Metazoa; Arthropoda; Arachnida; Ixodida; Ixodidae. Bases 234 to 653 code for a protein of 139 amino acids. The transcript is spliced from 5 exons. The record is from RefSeq and is a predicted model, not a curated record.
GGCAGGUUCUUGUUGUCCGUCUGCUUGCUUCUUUUAGGUCUCCACGUGCUUUUUGAAUCGUUCUACCGUCACUUCAAAUAGUUUGAAAAGUUUCGUUCGCUCAGCCUGAUUACGCAAGUUACGUGCGCAGGAGCGUAAUAUCAGCGUGAUAUAGGAACAGUCACCUUCGUGCGGUUGGACGCUACUGCGUCCGACGGGCUCAACGUCCUUCGUGACAAUGAGCUCAACACGUUAUGCAACCAGGUGUUGCUCCGUGGAAGAAUGCCGAAGUGACAACCGCACGGCUGGCGUCUCGCUGCACCGGUUUCCUGUCGACACUCGAAGGCGUGAAGCAUGGGUUCGGUUCUCCAACAACCGGGGCCUACAGUGGAAGACUCCAUGGCAGCUACGAAACAUGGUUGUUUGCUCUUUACAUUUCAAGGCGUCAGCUUUCCUGCGGCCUGGAUACCUACGCCACAAUGCAGUGCCGACUGUGCUUGCCCCUGAAGAAACGACACGUGGCGAAGUUUCAAGCGAGAGCUGUACAGUUUCUGCAGUGGCAAAUGGAAGGAGUUCUCCAGCCCCACCGACCUACCGAUACCCGGGCCGCUCGGACUCCCAGAGUUCCUGUGGCAUUCCUGUCGACCAGUCUUCCGAAAUGGAACUGUCCUUAGAAGAAGGGAGGAGUUCUCUAUCUUCAUCGAGCUGCACAUCCUCCAGCCGCCCAGACUCGCGGAGUUCCUGUGGCAUUCCUGACG